Prorocentrum cordatum is the source of this 756-nucleotide messenger RNA. The record is from the annotation of a GenBank genome assembly. NCBI's taxonomy places the organism in Eukaryota, Dinophyceae, Prorocentrales, Prorocentraceae.
AUGGAGGAGCUCCAGACCAAGAACGGCGAGGGCAAGAUGGUGCCCAUCGGUCCCAACAUGGAGCCGCCGCUGGAGGAGCUCAUGCUGCGAGUGUCCCAGCUUGAGAGGCUCGCGGGCCACCAUGAGAAGGCCAACGACGUGGUGCACAAGCACGGUCCCAUGCAGAUCCACGGCGAGGUGAAAAUGUGUACGGCCGCCGCCAAGACAGACCUCGACCAGCAGAUUGCCGUGCACAAGGCCGACCUUGACAAUAUCAACCGCCCCAACAUGGAGCAAUUUCUCAAACAGGUCCGUGGUGCCGACCUGAAGUUGCAGACGACCGACUCGGUCCACAGCGAGUUGAAGGAGCAGGUCCAAAGCGACCUGAAGUUGCAAACGGCCGCCAUCAAGGCAGACCUCGACUCGGUCUACGGCGAGCUGAAGGAGCAGAUGGCCGCAAACAACAGAGAUCUUCACAAUAUCAACAGCAUCAUGACUGUGCAACUGAGCGGCAAAACGCCGAUCGAAUAUCUCGAGCUGAUCCGUGAAGAGAUGAUGAUGCAGAAGGCCGCCACCAAGACAGACCUUGACCAGGUCACCUACUACUUGAAGGAGCAGAAGGCCGAGCCCACAGCAGAUCUUGACCAGAUCAACUGCCCGACGAAGGAGUUCGACGUGAAGCUCGGCACCAAGCUCGCCGGGCUCAAGAGCUCCGUGCUAGACGCCACCCACCCGCUGGUCACGUCCUGCCCCCAAGGCAAGGGCGCCGAGGCUUGA